ACGGACCACGGUACACUUCACAUUCAUUCAUCAACUUGUCGGAAGUCAAGUCACCUCGAAAUGACUGCGAAGUGUCAGUCAUCACUAACAGCACUAACGUUAGUAUGCCUAUUUUUAUGUUGCUGUGUUCAUGCGGCAAUAGACAAGGCUACCAGAGAGAAGCUGUUAACGCUGCAUAACAAUGCAAGGACAUCAGUGCUACAUGGAUGGUUGGAGGGACAGCCGAUGGCCAGAUCAAUAAAACCAUUAAAAUGGAAUGUGGAGUUGGAGGAAAAAGCGCAAAUGCUGGCUGACACAUGUUACUUUGGACCUGAUAAUGCAAUAGAACGCAAAGUACCAAACUUUACUAACGUCGGACAAAAUUGGGCUGGCGCCAAUACAGUUGAAAUUGGGUUCCAACUAUGGCUGAAUGAAUACAAGAAUUACGAUUUCUUCAACCGACUCUGUUUUACUGGUCGGUGUAGUCACUAUACACAGAUCGUGUGGGAAAACACUACGGAUAUCGGAUGUGGUGUUACUAGCUGUCCGCAUUCCCCAUUCAACCUCAGCAUUGUAUGCAAUUAUGGUCCAGCAGGUGGAUGCCCAGGCCACUUUCCGUAUGAUGUAAAAGGUCAAUACAGGCAAUCGAAUAUAAGGUAUGGCAGACAAUGGUAUAAUCGGAGAUACGGAAGAUGUCGUCGGGCAUACGUGAAACAAAAGUGUAAUCUUGAAAACGCAAAACGGCUAAAUCAGACACCUGAAAUUCAAAACAGGAAGUACAAACUCAUUAAACAAUACCUCUGUCCGAAUAAAUAAAGCGUGUGAUGUAAUAAAAACACUCGUCAAUUCUUUGCACACUAUCACAAUUGAAACCACGUUCACAUCAACACACACAACACACUUGACACUUUCUUUUAUCUCCAACAUUAAAAACAAUGCUACCU
Messenger RNA from Schistosoma haematobium, 923 nucleotides. Its product is annotated as GLI pathoproteinsis- 1 like 2. The record is from RefSeq and is a predicted model, not a curated record. The coding region runs from base 61 to 795 and encodes 244 amino acids. The transcript has 5 exons. Lineage: Eukaryota; Metazoa; Platyhelminthes; Trematoda; Strigeidida; Schistosomatidae.